Molecule: messenger RNA, 3195 nt
Organism: Symbiodinium pilosum
Lineage: Eukaryota; Dinophyceae; Suessiales; Symbiodiniaceae
Source: the annotation of a GenBank genome assembly
AUGGACGGAAGUGAUGAUGCCGACUCCGAGCCAGAUGAAGAGGAAGCGGAGAUCAUGAAAAAGUUUAUGCAUGUGAACGACAAGAGCUUUGAGGAAAUGGAGAUGCCACCCAAAGUGGUGACGGCCACGCAGAAAGCUUGGAAUGGUUUCGUGUCCGUGUUUGAUAAGCGAGAGGCUGCGGCUGACGCCAUCUACGGUGCCUUCUUUGAUGCUGCCCCCAACUUGCAAGGCAUGUUCAGGGCGCCGCGAGCCGCAAUGGGCUUGCGCAUUCUCAGUGGCAUCGAGACCUUCAUAAUCAAUGCGGGUAACCCAUCAGGCUUGCGCAAGGAGGUGGAGGCAAUCGCUUUCAACCAUCUGGACCUGGACGUCACAGGCCCUCGCGUCGAAAUUUUCCGCGAGUCCACACUGGAAGUCUUUGACCUGGAGCUUGGUGCCUUGUUUGGCACACGCGCACGUCUGGGGCUUUCGGCAGUGAUGACCUAUGCAGGCGGAGCCUACAUUCAUUGCAGGAGAGAAUAUGCAGGUCGAAUUCGACUGCUUCAGAGAAGCUGGAACACGGCAGCAAAGAAGGGCGCUGAUGUGGGGGAGGUAGAGGACCUGGAUUCCAAGUCUGAUGAUGAGGAGGAGGAGGAAGAAGUGCCCCAAGAGACAGAAGCUGCAAACGAGCUGAACAAGACCCAGGAGGGUCAAGAGGGAGUAACCAAAGCCUCAGCUCUAAAGGUCCCAACCACCUUUGAUGAGAUGUUUCUCUUCAAUGCAGCUGUCAUGGGAUAUGCCAACAGCAACUGGAUGAAGUUCAUCUUGGAGUACUUCGAUCCAAUUGUGACAAAUGUUGCGAACUCCUACCGCCUACAGGAGGAGUGUGACGUGCUGUCGCUGAACCUGGCCAAGUGCAAGGGUGAAAUCAACCUGCCGGAGUUCAAGGCCGUCAUGCUCGCCUCUUUGAGGUCUCUGGUUCCCAAAGAUUGGAACUCUCAGCACGAAGUUGCCUGGAACUGGCUGUGGGAGAAUGUCGAGCGGCUGCUGCGAGCGCAGCUCGGCAGGCCACGCGCGCAGCAGAAAGCCAUAGAGCGCUUCCUGGUGAACUUGUCCCAGGAGUCUCUCACCAACUACUGCCGCGACGUGUACAAGAGGUUCUUCCAGUUGGCACCCUCGGGGCAGGAUUUCUUCAAGCAGUCCACCACUCGACUUUUCUUCAUCGCGGAGAAGAUUGUCGAGAUGACUGUAGAGAUGUACCGCACCCCCAAGAAGAUGGUGGAGGAGCUCUCUGGCCUUGGCCUGAGGCAUGUAGGAUAUGGCGUGCCAACGGAGCUCUUCUCCCCUUACGUCUCCGCGGCUGUGGAAGUGAUCCGCGGCAUGACGACUGAUGAGACUACAGAGACUGCUUUUCGCUGGUCUCUGACGUUGAUUGCCAAGAUCAUGGUGCGGACCCUAGUCGAGGGCUCCACCGUUGUGAUGCAGGCCAUCAACACCAACAUAGAAAAGAACUUGAGGAGGGCCAUCAGUGUGGCACCGCGAGGCAAGAGGGCAAUGGAGCUCUUGAAGAUUACGGUGGGGACGCAAUCGAUUUCGCCCCUUUACUGGGCCAUUGAGUCAGGCAGCCUCAUAUGUGCACAGGCCAUGCUUGAGGAUCUGUUGACCAUCCGAGCUGACCGUGACAACUAUUACUAUGGGGCAGACGCCCUUUUCACGCGGCACCCCGAGAUAAUCAAGAAGCUGGCGUCCAGCGCUCCGUCGCUAUUGGAGUGCCUUCUUGCUGGCCUCAUUUGGCGGUCUCGGGUAAUUGUCCUUGGCACCCGGCGAGUCAAUUGCUACCUGAAGCAUUUGGUGCAAGAUGGAGAUGGGAACCCACAUCAGGCUCUACAGUGGCUAGUGGAAUACGGCAACCCCAUCACCAUCAGCAUGUUCACUGUGGUGCUUAUGGCUGACCUAAUGUGGACACGUCUGGUUGCCUAUCAGUUUCUUAUUGGCAGGUGCUACUUCUUGUUCACUCUCUGUGUGGCAGUGACGAGCCAAUCUUUCUUGACGCUCUCCGGCCCAGAUGCGAAAGAGACGUUCGAAACCAACAUUGUGAUCUUUGCUUGCCGAGUCUUCAUCUAUUUGGGGAGCAUGUGCAAAAUCUUCUACAACCAGAUGAAGCUGUUUCAGUUGGACUGCAGAAAUCGUGCCUUCGAUCGUAGAUAUUAUGUGCCAAUUCCGCAGUAUUUGUUCAGCUUGAAGGAGGCUGGUAAUUUUGCGCUGCUUUGGGUCCUGCUCGGCAUGUGCAUCGAAGAGCCGCUGUGGUGGUGUGGUCAGUUCUCUAAUACGGAAGAGGCCCUGAUUUUCACUACGCACUGCGAGGCAGUCUCGGGUAUUGGGCGAAGGCUCUAUUCCGCUUUCUCUUGCAUAGCUAUUCUCCUAUACUGGACCUUGGUGCUUGACUUCACAAUCUUCUCCAUGCACAUCUCUGCGUAUGUCUUAGUCUUUGGAAGAGUUCUGUCCGAGGUUUUCCUCUUCGUGAUGGCACUUACAUUCAUGAUUGUGGCGUUUGCCAGUGCUGUCAGCGCUAUAGAGCAUGAGCUCUAUGACUUUGCUGGUAUCAGCACCUGGCUCAUUUCGCUGACGCAGAUGGCUCUGGGAAUGUUUCCGCAUGACUCUUACGAGGAGUUGAAAUCGGAAGCUGGAAUCAUGAUUGUCAUCAUUGGUUUCGUGCUUAUGGUGUCUAUUAUCCUCGUGAAUCUCCUCGUAGCCCAGCUGAACCAGGCCUACCAACACGUGUACACAGACAUGCAGGGCUAUGCUCGCCUGAAUCGAGCAUCCGUCAUUGUCAGCACGUUAGAGCAGAUCUCGCAGAAGCGAUGGGCAAGAUUUCUGAAAGGCCUAAAGUUGAACGACCGGUUGGAGUUCAACGAGGGUGACGUGGGCCUGCCUGGAGGCGUGCAAAUUGUCGAGCCGGCCUCUUCCCACAUCGUCACUGUGGAUUCCAUCCGACGAUUCGGGGGCUCCAGCGCUCCAACGAUGCCCUGGCCAGAGGAGGAUGACUCCAUGGAAGACAGGUUUGACCGGUUGGAGAAGCUGUUCAUGAGCACUGCCAAGAAAAUGGGUGGCCGGAAGAGGAGCAAGAAGAAAGGUGAUGGGGGCUCCAGCUUGCUCUCCGGCCUUUCUGCGGCCAACUCGGGUGGCAGCGAUGAGAGUGGUGGCAGCGGAGAUAGUUGA